Messenger RNA from Populus nigra (black poplar), 462 nucleotides. Its product is annotated as probable glutathione S-transferase. Gene Ontology annotation, molecular function: glutathione transferase activity. Lineage: Eukaryota; Viridiplantae; Streptophyta; Magnoliopsida; Malpighiales; Salicaceae. Bases 1 to 462 code for a protein of 153 amino acids. Gene Ontology annotation, biological process: glutathione metabolic process. The record is from RefSeq and is a predicted model, not a curated record. The transcript is spliced from 2 exons. Gene Ontology annotation, cellular component: cytoplasm.
AUGGUAAUUCUAGAAUACAUGGAAGAGACCUGGCCCCAAAUUCCACUGAUGCCCGAUGAUCCUUAUGAGAGAGCUAUAGCCAGGUUUUGGGUUAAAUUUGUUGAAGAUACGGGUGUUGCGGUAUGGAUUAUGUUCCAUAGCAGCGGAGAAGAGCAAGAAAAGGCAGUGAAGGACAGCUUGGAAAUGCUAAAAACCAUUGAAGAACAUGCUCUGGGAAAGAAGAGAUUUUUCUGCGGAGACAAGAUUAGCUUGGUGGACAUAGCCUGUGGCUGGAUUGCCCAGUGGUUGGAAGUCUUGGAAGAAGUGGCAGGAAUAAAACUGAUUGAACCUCAGAAAUUUCCUCGCCUGCAUACAUGGAUAAAAAAUUUCAAGGACGAGCCCAUAAUCAAGGAAAAUCUGCCAGGGCAUGACGAGAUGCUGGUCAACUUCAAACCUCUCGGAGGAAGGGCACUAUCACGCUAA